AUGGCGCUCUGGUUCCCGGGAGCCGCGGUCCCCGCCGCGUCGCGGACGCCCCAGCUUUCGCGGGCCCAGCGCUCUCGGGUUUCUAUGGCAACCUGCGGAACGCCGGACGGCGAGCGGCUGGGCCAAACUUGGUGGAACGCGAAGCCGCCUCCUCACGCACGCAUGCGCAUAGGAAAGGAGGCCGGCCUGGGACGUUCCGACUCUAGCCCGGGCUUCGCGCCGCCACUCAACGCCUGUUUUUCAACCCCCUUGGCUGACGGAUACAGCCCAUCAUACGCAUUGGUCUUCAAGGCAGGUUUUGGGCUGGCUCUCUCCCUUGCAGAUGCAGUCAGCUGGGUCCGAGGACACCCCAGCCACCCAGACAUACCAUCCAACAUCUACGAAGGUGGCCUGGGGACCCAGCAGCAGCAGUGCCCCAAUACCCAGGGAAGCAAGCCCAAGAACUUCCGGCUGCGUCACCUCCGAAGCCUGGCUUUUUACCUGCCAGGCCACGUGCAGCCUGCCGGCCAGUGUGAGAGCCACUGGCUGGGCCGGCUGCUGGCUGGGGGCAGCCUGCCACGGCCUGAAGGCUCAGCCUGGCCCCUGGACCUGUCCCAGGGAACUCUGGGUCCAGGUAACAGCCACUCCUCAGCCCUUCUGGAAGGCCGAAAGCCCAGGGACAACCUGGGAAAUAAAGCUUCCAGUUCCGGCAUGGACCCAGCUAUGGGUGCCCCUUCCCAGCUCAUUCCCCCUGAGGGCUUGGGGCUUAGGUCCAAGAGAUCCUGGAGGGCCCUGGAGGAGUCCAUGUGUCCCUUGUGCAAGAGAACCCGCUCUGGGGCAUGUGAGAGGUCCUAGGGGUUCAGAGAGCCAGGGCUGAGGACAGCAGGGAAAGUAUGGCAGAAGAGCAGGAAGAGGCAGAUCCCAGAGCAAAGGCUCAGCCUCAGCAGCAGCCCUCCCCCAGGGAGAUGCCACCCCACCCCCCAGCUGCCCAGCUCCGGAUCUGGGCCAGCCUCAGGAAGGUGAGGGGGGAGGGAAGAGGCCCGUGGGAGGGAUAGAAGACAUGGAAGCGUGGCCAUGCCCUCACAGCCCAGACUCCAGUCAGCCACUUGGACCCGAGAGGCCAGGAGGAGAGGCUGGCAAGUCCUCAGGUCUAAUCUCAGUAAAAGCCAAGGCCUGCACCUUCUUGUCACUGAUCUGUCAUCACGUGAGUUUGGGAAAAUAGCCCAGUGUUAGCUGGGACAAACACACACACACACACACA
Messenger RNA from Dipodomys spectabilis (banner-tailed kangaroo rat), 1240 nucleotides. RefSeq names its product chromosome unknown C16orf90 homolog (gene CUNH16orf90). The transcript has 4 exons. The record is from RefSeq and is a predicted model, not a curated record. Bases 1 to 834 code for a protein of 277 amino acids. Lineage: Eukaryota; Metazoa; Chordata; Mammalia; Rodentia; Heteromyidae.